This is a messenger RNA of Pollicipes pollicipes, 2965 nucleotides long. RefSeq names its product ras association domain-containing protein 8 (gene RASSF8). The transcript has 9 exons. The coding region runs from base 168 to 1601 and encodes 477 amino acids. The record is from RefSeq and is a predicted model, not a curated record. Gene Ontology annotation, biological process: signal transduction. Lineage: Eukaryota; Metazoa; Arthropoda; Thecostraca; Pollicipedomorpha; Pollicipedidae.
GACGCCCAUAUUUUGUUUGUUGUUUGUUGGGUGCAGGUGGUUGUUGGACAUUGAUGGACGGUUAUGUAGCUCUGUGCUGCUUGCUACUUGUUGAGAAGAGCCAUUAUCUAAUGAGGCUUCCUCCAAGGGUGGCCAGGCCACCUCUGAGUGCCCUGUGAGCAGGCACCAUGGAGCUGAAGGUGUGGGUGGACGGCAUCCAGCGGAUUGUGUGCGGCGUCUCGGAGACCACCAGCUGCCAGGACGUGGUCUACGCGCUGGCGCACGCCACCGGCCGCACCGGCCGCUUCACUCUCAUCGAGCGAUGGCGCAACAACGAGCGGCUGCUGGCGCCGCAGGAGCUCCCCGUCAAGGUGCUGAUGAAGUGGGGCGAGUACUCGAGCGACGUGCAGUUCAUCCUGCUUCGUUCUCCGCUGGAGAAGUCGCCGGGUCGGGCGCGGCGGGCCGGCCGGCCUCGUGGCGGCGCCGACAUCUCGCCGCCCAGCCCUGAGACGAGCACCACCGUGCUGUCGCCGGAACUGCAGCGGCGCCGCUCCGAGCUGCGCCUGCUCGAGCACGUGAAGCGCGGCACAGUGGGUGUGGUGCGCGGCGUGCAGCAGCGGCCGCCGGACGAGGCGUGGUCGGGCCGCGCGGCGCCCCCGCCCGGGCCGCGCCUCCCGCCGCUGGACAAGCCCAGCCUCAACGACAGCGUGUCGAGCGUCGACACCAGCUUCAACACUAGUCACGACAAGCCUCCGCCACCGCCGCCGCCGCCGCCGCACUCUAGUCAGAUCCUGGCCGCCCAGGAGAGCCCGUCGUCGCCUCCUGGCCACCCGGCCAAGUCGCGCCGACCAGGCCGCGGCCUCGCCAACGACUCAUACAACAUGGAGGAGGUGGUGUACAACAACCAGUACCGCGAGCUGCUCAGCGUCGUCAACGCCCAGAAGACCCAGCUCAGCUCGCUCCAGGCGGACGUCACCAAGUGUGACGCAGAGAUCGUAUACCUGGAGGAGUUCCAGCGGGAGCAGGAUGUGCAGCUAUCAGCCGUCCGCACCGAGGCCAACCGGCUGGAGACUGUGCUCGCCGAGCAACACCGGGAGGUGUCGGAGGCGGAGGAGACGGCGCAGCAGCUGCGACGCGAGACGGAGGAGGGCGACAGGAUGCGCGCUGAUAGCGAACUGCUCAAGCAGAAGCUAGCCGCCUGCGAGGCCGACAUCAAGAAAUACGACGGCAUGAUGCGAGACCUGUCGGAAGCGGUCAAGUCGGAGCAGGCGCGCGGCGAGCAGGAGGCGCGCAUCACGCAGGAGGAGCUGGCCGAGCUGGGUGGCCAGCUGGAGCAGCUGCAGCAGCAGGCGGCGCGCGCUGAGACGGAGCGCGCCGCGCUCGAGGCGCAGAUCGCACAGCUGGCCGAGCAGCUGCGCGAGCGGCAGCGGCGCGUCGAGCAGCUACUCGAGGAGCUGAAGACGGUCAAUCUAGAGAGUCUGCGCAUGGCCGGCGCCGAGGAGCUCACCAAGAUCACCGAGGGUCCGGCCAAGUCUGGUCUGAGCAGGCAGCUGAUCGGCUCGCCUCGCCAGCUGGAGAGCGCCGUGCCCACUAGCAAGAACCCGCACGGCGUCUGGGUGUGAUGGAACCGCCCGAGGGCUCCGCUCUGGCUCUGGGCCUGAUCCGCCAGCCUGAGAACCCCACCCGGACGCCGGGACGUGAUUAAGGAAAGGAAACAGAGGCUGUCGGCGCUGGCCAACGUCAGGGCGCUGCUGCGUAUUUUCUUGACCGCUCCGUCGAGGUGUCGGCUGUCGCUGCUGCUGCUGCUGCGUUAACAUAGGUUCAUGCCAAUGGUGUUGCUGCCAUGUUCGCAUAAAUGGCAAUUUGCUGCUGUUGAACAUAGGUCCAUGCCAAUGGUGGUGCUGCUAUAUUCGCAUAAAUAACACUUUGCUGCUGUUCAUUAUUCUCUAUCACUACUGGACAUUGUCUGAUGUGUAUAUACAUGGCAGGACUACCGCAUCAACGCCCAAGCUGCGGUUCUGUCAUAUGCGAGGCGUUAGUGGCGUGGGGCAGAAAUCUGCUGCCUGUCGCCUGGCUUCACCCAGACUGGCCCAGGUCCUGCCGCUCGCGACGUGCACAAUCCAAUGUCUCGCUUCUAACGCUGCUUCGCUCACGUGACUUGCAUGGCUUCUACUCCCGCUUUAUCUGACAUCACCAAACCAGGCUGUCUUGAACUGUCUCGUCCAGUUCGUGAACCUAGUACAAUAAUGCCUUGUUUUUUUCUUGCCCAUUGUUUUCAGUUCAUUGUCGGUUGGUAUUUUGUUUGUACUAUCUCGUUUACCUUUCUUUUAUACGUACCACUAACAGUUUGCCCCCAUCCCAAUAGUGUCCCGAACGUGAUCAGUUACCAGAUAUACAUAUUAUAGCGUUGUUGCAGCCAGAUGUAACUAUUCACAUAGGUCUGAAUAAUCAUGCAGGUAGAGCACUUUUUAUUUUUUCCAGUCUAUCGUUGUAUAGUUGCUUUAUCAUGCGAUUUUUUUUAGUCUACUUGAAUUGUGUGCCACGCGGAACUAGUAUUGCAUGAGAAACUACGAACAAACCAUGUCAUGUAUUGUGUUUGAAUUCAGGGUUUGUUUUAGAAAUUGCACGUGCGUAGUGUGUUUAUUUUAGUUUUUGCUCCAUGUAUAUUUUUCCUGGCGUGUGCCAUAUUGCAGGGUCCGACCCGGCCUUCCAGCUGUUUGUCAGUGCCGUGUUGACGACUGCGUUGUGUACGCUCCUGUGUGCCGCGCCAGCAUUGCGGAUUGAUUAAUAGCUCAUGGGACAGUAUGCCCAUGAUUUCAUAGAGGAAGAUAAUCAAACUCGGCCGUUGCUGUGGAUUUCCCGCUGGUAUGCGAGCGGGCCGGUCCGGCGCAAGCAAGGCCCGGCCGGGCUGUUUACUCGCGCCGGUACAGACUGACAUCUGGACAUGAGCCGCGUCUUACCGCAGAUAAUACACGAAGGAAAGUGA